CUGUUCUCUGGAAGCUCACCUGUUGGCUGAGUCCAGGUACUCCUCCUCCUCUUCCUCUCCUCCUCUUCCUCCUCCUCUUCAACGUACAAAGAAACAAAAUGGAGCUGAAACUACCUGGCUGAAGGAGAAGUACAGUUGCGCUCAAUGUUAUGCAUCAGGUGAAGUUUAGUUUGAGUAUUUGAGAGUAAAUAGUGAGAUAAGUCGACAGAGACUCGAGGAAAGAGGAUUAAACAUGUUGUGGGCGGUGAUCAUCGCAGCCUUAAUGGCUACAGAGUCCACCAUGGCCAUCUCGGUCCAGUGCCCCACCAAGAGGUACAUCGUCAUCCUCUUCCAGCCCGUCACCCUCAUCUGCAACUUCCAGACCACCGCCACCCAGCCUCCCGUUGUCACGUGGAAGUACAAAUCGUAUUGCCGGGACCCCAUCCAGGCUGCGUUGAAUCCCAGCAGUGCCGAGAACAUCCUGUCUCAGAGCAACCCCAACUACGACGCCAACAUCGAGUGUGCCGACUCCCAGAGGACGGUGCGCAUAGUGGCCUCCAAGCAAGGCAACGCCGUUACGCUCGGCUCGGAUUUCCAGGGUCGCAAGAUCAGCAUCCUGAACAAUGCAGACCUGAAUAUCGCGCAGACGGCAUGGGGCGACAGCGGCGUCUACGUCUGCUCUGUGAUCUCUUCCCAGGACCUUACAGGAAACGGCGAAGACUACACAGAGCUAAUUGUACUCGAGAGAAAGUCAAAUACCACUGACCUCCUGCCUGGCAUUGACUUACUGGUUAUGGAAGACUGGCUCCUGGUCGUUGUGGUGGUUUUGGGCUUCUUGUUGCUGCUGCUCCUGAUCGGGAUCUGCUGGUGUCAGUGCUGUCCACACACCUGUUGUUGCUACAUCAGCUGCCCCUGCUGCCCCGACCGCUGCUGCUGCCCACGAGCAUUGUACGAGGCAGGAAAAGCAGUGAAGAAAGGUGGUAUUCCAAUGAGCCACUAUGCUCCCACCAUGUAUGCUCCCAGUAUGUAUGCUCAGCCGGCAUACGGUGGCCCGCUGAUGAACCAGCCUGGUAUGCCUCUGCUUCCACUACCCAACGGGGCUGGACCGCCACCUCCGCACAAUGGUUACAGUCGUGAUUACGACGGCGCCAGCUCGGUUGGACACGGCUCCCAGGUGCCUCUGCUGCAUGACCACGACGGUGGAGGCGACCCUACUCGCAGCGGGUAUCGUAUCCAGGUGGACCCCGACGGGAACGCCACACGUGCCAUUUACUAUAUGGAAAGGGAGCUGGCCAACAUGGACCCAUCCAGACCUGGAAACUACAAACGCUUGGAUGCUAUGACCGAAGUCAGUUCCCUGCACGAUGGCAUGGAUCCUCGAGGCCGCGGGGGGCGUUCCCAGCCGCCACCUCUGGCCACGGUCUAUGACAGGGAUGAGGCCAUGAGCACCAUCAGCAGUGUUUCCCAGCAAGGCCGCCGCCGCGACGACUACCCGCGUCAAGGUGGAGGGUACAUGGGGGAUCGUGUUCGUGCCCGCUCCAUGGACAACCUCGACGACAUUGGACGGCGCUACGGCCGGGACGACAACCCGCCACAGCGGCGUCCAGAUGAGAACAGAGGCAGGAGAGGCUCUGAUGACGGGUGGAGCAGUAGCGCCCGCAGCGGACAAAGCCGCGACUUUGACGACCGCAGACGUCGUGACUACUCCCCCGAGGAUCGUCGGAGAGGAGACGGAGGGGGCUACGGCGCCCUCCCGGGGAGACGCAGCCGCAGCCGCGACGAUCUGAUGGACCUGGAGAAGGACCGCAGGGGCAGGCGAGAGGAUUAUGAUGACAGCUUCCUGCGAGAAGCCAUGGAGAGGAAGAAGAUGGGCGAGCAGCAGAGGGCGCGCAGCCGGGAGCGACUGGACAGCGAGAGUGACCGUUCGGAUCGGGGGAGGGCGCCACGCGGGCCCCCGCCACUUCCUCAGAUGCCGCCCUCUGGACACCCCGGUCGCCGUGACGACUACCCACCUCCUCCACCACCGCCGUACAGUGAUAAUGAAAGUAUGUCAUCUUCAAAGAAAACCAACCUCCGCAAGAAUGGAGCUGUGAGUCGGGAGAGCCUGGUGGUGUAAAACCAGCUGCGACGUGAGCAACACGUCCAAUAACGCAGCUCUGGAUCAGCUGAUUUUAUUAAGACUGUAAAUAUUAGUCACGCUGCUAAUUCGCUGUGCUGAUUGUUAUGUUGCAUAAUUUACAGUAAAGUUAUGACGAGUUGAUGCAGAAUGUGUAUGUAUACUUUUCUAAACAGGGAGGAGGUGCACAGAUGAAAUGUUAAAUGUGCCUUUUCAUGUAUAAAACAUUGUGGCUGCCACAAGUGCCUUAGAGAGUGUACAGAAUUUUACUUGUAGACGUGAAAGUUGAUAAAUGAUUAUCUGUAAAGGUGUUUACAUCUUGACGAGUAAACAUGUCCCAAUUGGUUUCAACCUUUUUUUUUUUUUUUACUUUUAUGUAGUUUCAGUUAGCUUAUACAGGUACUGAUGUAUAUUUGUAGGGUUCUAUAGAUUUUUCUGGCUUUUUAUGAGUGAAAAAUGAAUUUGUUUUUAUAAGAAAAACUAUGUACAUUUAAAGGAAUUUAUUUGAUCUCUGCUUUUAGUUGUUUUUAUAGCAUGCUCAAUGUGUUUAGAAACCUGGUGAACAGAAGACUUGGUUAGAAUUUGUGUUUCACAUUUUUAUUUUUUUUGUUUUCUUUCUCAGUUGUAACCUGCAGGAUGUUGUACAGCCGAAUACACUCUUAAAAACACAAAUGUUUCACUGAUUUUACAAUAAAGGGUCUCUAUUGCCAGGCCAUUUUAUUUGA
This is a messenger RNA of Sebastes umbrosus (honeycomb rockfish), 2820 nucleotides long. RefSeq names its product lipolysis stimulated lipoprotein receptor (gene lsr). Gene Ontology annotation, cellular component: tricellular tight junction; plasma membrane. Bases 233 to 2095 code for a protein of 620 amino acids. Lineage: Eukaryota; Metazoa; Chordata; Actinopteri; Perciformes; Sebastidae. Gene Ontology annotation, biological process: tricellular tight junction assembly; establishment of blood-brain barrier. The transcript is spliced from 11 exons. The record is from RefSeq and is a predicted model, not a curated record.